Messenger RNA from Pyricularia oryzae 70-15, 1590 nucleotides. Its product is annotated as endoprotease. The record is from RefSeq and is a predicted model, not a curated record. Lineage: Eukaryota; Fungi; Ascomycota; Sordariomycetes; Magnaporthales; Pyriculariaceae. Bases 1 to 1590 code for a protein of 529 amino acids. Gene Ontology annotation, molecular function: serine-type exopeptidase activity; dipeptidyl-peptidase activity. Gene Ontology annotation, biological process: proteolysis. The transcript is spliced from 4 exons.
AUGAAGGUCUCCAUCGGCAAGUGGGCAACGGCGCUGCCGGCGCUGUUGCUCGCGACCACCGUGUCCGCCGUCUCGUUCCACCGCAGCGGUAUGGAGGUUGGUCCCAUCGAAGACGAUGCGACGCUUUCCUCGGUGGUUCGCCGUGCAGACGGCCCUACCAACGGCUGGGGCGAGUUCGACCAGCUCAUCGACCACGAGAACCCGCAGCUCGGCACCUUCAAGCAGCGGUACUGGUACGGCACCCAGUACUGGAACGGAACGGGUUCGCCAAUCGUCAUCACCACCCCUGGAGAGCAGGCUGCUGAUGGCUUCAACGUCACUUAUACCACCAAGCGACGUCUCACCGGUCUGAUGGCCGAGAAAACAGGCGCCGCCGUCAUUGUGCUUGAGCACCGCUACUGGGGCGAGAGCAGUCCCUACCAGGAGCUGACGACCGAGAACCUCAAGUACCUCACGCUCAACAACUCAAUCCAUGACUUGAUUUACUCGGGAGGCUCCUACUCGGGCGCUCUGGCCGGAUGGAUCGCAGCCAAGGCACCGGGCACCUUCUGGGCCAUCCACGGCUCCUCGGGCGUUGUCGAGGCCGUCCGCGACAUGUGGACCAUGUUCACGCCCGUCCAGGAGGUCAUGCCGCUCAACUGCAGCCGCGACGUGUCGGCCGCCAUCGACUACAUGGACGGCGUCUUCAAGACGGGCAGCCGGGCAGAGGCCGAGAAGCUCAAGGCCAAGUUCAAGCUCGACGGCCUGACCGACGCCGACUUUGGCCAGGCCAUCGAGAACGGCCCCUGGCUGUGGCAGUCGACCCAGUUUUACACGGCCAACAAGGACCUCGGCGGCUCGGGCGUCAACCAGUUCCACCGCUUCUGCGACUACGUCGAGGGCGUUCCCCCCAACUCCACGGCUGCCGUUCCGGGCGAGGAGGGUGUCGGCGUGACCAAGGCCGUCGAGGGCUACGCUCAGUGGUUCACCGAGUCCUUCCUUCCCGGCCAGUGCGAGUCGUAUGGCUACCCAGAGUGGCAGGGAACCUACAACACUGGCUGCUACCAGAACCAAAACGCGUCCAACCCGCAGUACCGUGAUCUGAGCUACGACAACCCCGUCAACCGCCAGUGGAACUGGAUGUUGUGCAACGAGCCUUUCGGCUGGUGGCAAAACGGCGCCCCCGAGGGCCGCCCCUCGAUCGUGUCCCGCUUCGUCAACAACAAGUACUGGACGGACCAGUGCGAGCUGUGGUUCCCCGGCGGCGCGUACGGCUUCGCGCAGGGCAAGACCGAGGCGGACCUGAACGCCUGGACCGGCGGGUGGUCCGAACUGGACAUCCCGCGCCUCAUGUACGCCAACGGCCAGUACGACACGUGGCGCGAGGUCACGGUCAGCUCGUCGGUGCGGCCCGGCGGCCCCAUGCAGAGCAGCGCCGACGCCAACAACGGCACGCAGGUGCGCGUGCUGGCCGGCGGCGUGCACUGCUCCGACCUCUACGGGCCCAACUGGGAGGCCAACGAGGGCGCCAGGAAGAUUGCAGACGACCAGACGGCGCAGAUGGCCGAGUGGGUCGAGGAGUUUUAUGCGACCAAGGGCAGGGCGAGGUAG